CAAACAUCCACAAAAACCUCCCCCAUUGACGCUUCCCGAGUGACCACCACGAUCAUCCGCUGCCCAACCCGACGGCCUUCUGCCUGUCGACUCACUCUUACCCUCUGAUGAACGUCACGACGCCUCGACACAAGUAACAACACUAGACUCCUCUUCCCUCAUUUGUUUCCUUCACCCCGCCACCAUGUUUAUGAUCAAGAAUGUCAGCAAAUAUCUCUUUGGUGAUUCAUCCAAGCAGGUCAUCACCGAGAUCCCCCAGGGUCAACUCUACAUCGUCCGCCCACUUUCCCCAAAAGGUUACUCCGAACUUAUCUACAAAGAUGCAAUUGCCACAAUCCGGAGGACUGGUCAAGAGUUUCACUACCAACUAGUCAUUCAACGUGCCUAUGAAGAAGGCGAAGACGAACUUGCAGAAGACGAUGAUGAGCAAGGAGUUGAUGGCUUGGACAAGGACGAAAAAACAUUUCUUCUUGACGAAAGCCUCCACUUUAGGUCGGGAGAGAGAGAGGGUGGCGAAUCUGUGCUUGCAUGGCGCGACUUGAGUGGUGAUCCUGGCGACCUUUACGAAUUUGUCUGCGACCCUUCCGUUCCCGGCGACAAGAUUCAAACUUUCGUUAUAGGUGCGGUUGACGCUCAAUUCGAACGCAAGUACCGCAAGUCCGCCCACACUGCCACCGAGGCUCAACUUGAAGCUUUCAAAUUCGACUCCGAUGACAGUAUUCCUCUCGCCAGCUCUGUCCCAGACCUUUCGGAGUCUAAGCCAAGUUCGAAAGAGACUGCCGAGCGCAUGGCAAAAGAUGUCAAGUCUCCAAAAAAGACACAUGAUACUUCGCAUCACGCUGCCUCUUCAGCACCUACGGAAGCCCCACAAUCGCGCGCUGCCCCUCAAGCGGUGUCUGAGGUCUUGACAAGACAAUCCGGAGAGCUGCACUUGUUCGACUUCGCCAGUGGGUCAUUCAUAAUGCAAGCACCUUCCGUGACAGCGGUCGUGAGCGAUCUAGGCAACUGGAAGUAUUGGUUACAAAUUACCAGUUCUGAUGGUAGAGAGUGGCUCGGGCAGGAAAUCGUUGCAGACAUCAAUCCCGUCUUCAACUUUGAGUACUUGUCAGCCAUCUUCAAUCACUAUACUGAAGACGGGUCUGCAUACUCCUGGCUUCUACGGUUCCGCGACCAGGCUACACUCGAAGAAUUCCAAGAAGGUAUCAUGCAAGCCUUGUGGGAACAGCUAAACGAAACCAAAUGGGCAAAGGUGAAGGACCAAGACCGGGACUAUGUGAUCGAAGCCUUCAAUGACCUGACCAUGGAUGACGCACCUCAAGUCGAAGAAGAGGACGAGGAGGAAGACGAGGAAGACGAAGCCCAGUCUCAAGGCGGCCAACAAAGUGAGCACUAUGAUUCUGAUGAAUCUGAAGACGAUGUUGAAUUGGGCAACGGCGACGGCAACGUCAACUCUCAGCUUGCUGUUGGUACCAAACAUGACCGAUCAUUCGUCGUUCGCGGGUCCAAAAUCGGGGUCUUUAAGCACAAUCCGAAUAGGCAUCUCGAGUUUACGACAAACAUCUCCAAGAUCGAAACACCCAAAGGACGUGCACUCAAGCCUGGCAAAGUCAUGCUUCAUGCCGAAGAUCAAAACAUGAUUCUCCAAGAUGACGCGAACCCCAAUUCAUUGUUCCAUAUGGAUCUUGAAUAUGGUAAAGUCGUGGAUGAAUGGAAAGUCGACGAUGACAUUCCCAUCACCAACUUUGUACCAAAUUCCAAGUUCUCGCAGCAGACGGCCGAACAGGUGUUCCUUGGUCACUCUAAGAAUGCCAUGUUCCGUAUCGAUCCUCGCGUGACGGGGAACAAAUUGGUGAGGGACAAUCUCAAGCAGUAUGCAUCUAACAAUGGAUUCUCCGCCGCUGCCACCACCGACAAAGGCUACAUUGCAAUGGCUUCCAACAAGGGAGACGUUAGACUAUUCGACAAGCUUGGCUUGAAUGCGAAAACUCAUCUUCCCGCCCUGGGCGAAGCCAUUAUUGGACUGGAUGUCAGUGCCGACGGACGCUGGAUUCUGGCUACCUGUCGCACAUACCUCCUCCUUGUUGAUGCUCUACAGCAAGAUGGCAAAAAUGAGGGCAAACUCGGGUUUGAAAAGGCAUUUGCGAAAGACAGUAAGCCGCGCCCACGUCGAUUGGGUCUGACCCCCAGUCAUGUCGCUCAAUUCCAACACGAGACGGGAGUACCGUUAUCAUUUACCCCAGCCAGAUUCAACGCCGGGCCAGACACGCAAGAGACAAGCAUCAUCACAUCGACAGGUCCAUUCCUCGUGACCUGGAAUCUUAAGAAGGUGCUUGGUGGCAACAAAGAUCCUUACCAUAUUAAACGUUACAGCGCCGAAGUCAUGGCAGACAAUUUCGAGUUUGGUUCUGACAAGAACGUGAUUUUGGCACUGCCCAACGAAGUGGACAUGGUUAGUCGGAAGAGCUUCAAGAAACCAACGCGGGAGAGCAUCGCCGGCCCUGCUAUAAGACUGAGCGGAGGUGCUCUCGCUACACCUAGGCGGGGGACUAGACAGUCACAUCUUCGAGAGGAGAUUGUGAAUAGUCCAUACUAAGCCCGGAAGGGCUUCGAGGCUACGACUUAGGUGUUGUUGCCCGAUGGCGAAUCUUGUUUCAUUGACCGAGUGCAUCAUGCAGAGGCGUUCAGUCUACAGUACAGGAAAUGAUCUAUUAUGAACGUGGAAGGCGACACUGCUCACCGUUUGCUUGUGUCGAAGAAUGAUACCCCUGAUUGGAUGAAUUGGUCAAAGGAUCACGCUAAGGGAGACGAGAAUACGGACUGCCUGCAACACUGGUACAGCACUGAAUUUUGAUUGUCUUCUUUGAUACCAUGAUUUUGUCUUUGUACGCGUAUGGCUGGGAUCGAUUCUUGACUUGUCAGUUGAUGGCGCCUUAUCUGGACUGGGCGGUCCAUUACGGCACACGCACCAAUGUCCAUAUAAGGUGAUAGGUAGAUUUUUAGAUAGUCAAUACCAAUGGCCAUUCC
Messenger RNA from Exophiala mesophila, 3024 nucleotides. RefSeq lists its product as uncharacterized. Lineage: Eukaryota; Fungi; Ascomycota; Eurotiomycetes; Chaetothyriales; Herpotrichiellaceae. The transcript has 2 exons. Gene Ontology annotation, cellular component: nucleus; cytoplasm. The record is from RefSeq and is a predicted model, not a curated record. The coding region runs from base 185 to 2593 and encodes 802 amino acids.